Molecule: messenger RNA, 1585 nt
Organism: Cucurbitaria berberidis CBS 394.84
Lineage: Eukaryota; Fungi; Ascomycota; Dothideomycetes; Pleosporales; Cucurbitariaceae
Exons: 2
Coding region: 155-1585 (476 amino acids)
Source: RefSeq, a predicted model, not a curated record
CACUUCGCGACGCUAGCCAAACAUCGUGGCUACUUCAUGAGGAUGCUCUCGACUCACAGAACGUCAGCCGGAGACCUUCGUUUGAGAAACCAGUUUCUUUCUCUCUCUCGCAGCGGAUGGCCUGAUUCAGCUUCACACCCUCCAACAAGCCCAAAUGUCGAAGCGAGCCGCUAAAGGCUUCGAGUCACUCGUUGCACCACCGGCGAAGAAGCAGACAACACUCCCGUUUGGGGCAGUCACUCACAAUGCCACUGCGAAAGAGGCACCCGUGAUCGAGUCACUCGUUGCACCACGGGCGAAGCAGCAGACAACACUCCCGUUUGGGGCAGUCACUCACGAUGCCACUGCGAAAGAGGCACCCAUGAUCGAAUCACUCGUUGCACCACGAGCGAAGCAGCAGACAACACUCACCUUCGGGGCAGUCACACACGAUGCAACUGCGAAAGAGGCGCCCGUCAUCGAAUCACUCGUUGCACCACUGGCGAAGAAGCAGACAACACUCCCCUUCGGGGCAGUCACUAACAAUGCCACUGCGAAGGCGGCACCCAUGAUCGAGUCAGGCUGUCGCUUUCUCGAUGAAGGCUACCUCAAGGCCCUGAAGGCGAGGCAUGGCUCAGAAGAUCGAUAUCGCGACUUCUUCCGCAUGAACAGUCUUGAGGGCAUAAGCAGGACACUCCGUCGCCACUUCUCAUCCGGGCUACUGGAGGUCCUGCGUGGCCGCAAGGAAUUUGACCUUGAAGCGCUCUGUGCUAUUGGCAACGACCCUCACUAUGGCGGUCCUGGCUGGUACAUGAACAUCAUCAUUGACGAAAAUGACCCCGACUGGUUCGCCGCCUACGUCGGACAGUCCAAAUAUAUCCGCAAACGCAUCCGUCAGCACACAGUCAACUACCUCUUUGAUGACACUCUACACUACUUCUCCUGGAGGCAGCCGGGCAAGAAAUCGGUUUUUGUACAUCUUGGACGUGUACCGGGAAAUCUUGAGAACAUAGACAUGAUUCUCAACAUCGGCGAGCAGCUACUCAGCAUCAUCUUCCAAACGCUCCCAGAGAAGACUCUACCAGAGUAUCUUCCUGUCGGCGUGCAGAUACAGCUACCUCAUCGAGGUCUCAAUGUAGCGAGGCCGAUGCAACAAGGACACAAAGACGCAGUUCAAGAGACGAGGGUGUUGCUCGCAUCGAGUAACGCGUUGACGUUGAGUUAUGCUGAAGGCAUUAAGAGUAGGAAAACGGAUAUGCUGGACAAAGCCCGCCAGCAGCAAGUCGAAGAGGAGCAGGUUAGGCAGAUGGCAACCAAGCGCGGCCAUUCAAAGAAGGCACACCUAUUCCGAGAGGCAGAUGCUUUGUUAGGAGACCUGACGAGCGUGAUGCGGUGGUGCAGAAUUUGCCGAACGACUCAGUCGUUGGAUCCGGCUCCGAUUUAUGAGGUUAGCACAGGUAGAUACAUCGCACGCAAGGCUCCGUGCGAUACAUGUGUGGAGACAGCACCGGGCCGUAUAGCACGGUCAAAGAAUGGCAGGAAGACGACGUACCACAUACCAGUCAACCCAGCCUUCCCGCACAUCAGACAGGAGGACAUUAGCUAG